Messenger RNA from Closterium sp. NIES-67, 3129 nucleotides. The record is from the annotation of a GenBank genome assembly. NCBI's taxonomy places the organism in Eukaryota, Viridiplantae, Streptophyta, Zygnematophyceae, Desmidiales, Closteriaceae.
ACAGAACAUCGUCUAUGCCAGCAAAUAAGAAGAUUGAAUUCGACAGAGCACAGAGGGAGAGAGAUGGGCACGGGUUAAGGGACCCUCACAGGGAUCACCACACUCCCCCCUUAUCCUCAAGGGACGGAGGGCACAAGGAGGGGCAGAAGGACGGGCAUAGGGAGAGGCAUACACGUCCUCAUAGCAGCGGGGGUACACACAGUCGCAGCAGCAGCCAUAUUGGCACCACCGACCGGGGAAGCGAGCACCACAGCAGCAGCAGCCACCGCUCUUCACACCACGGUACCGGUCAUAGUAGCAGUGGUCACAGCAUUGGGCACGGUAGCUCUCACCACAGCAGCAGCAGCAGCAGCGGGCACCACAGCCGCAGCAGCAGCCACAGCGGCAGCCACGGCAGCAGCAGCAGCAGCCACAGGAAAACGCACAGCGUGAGCCACUCUUCCUCCACUGGAAGCGACCUAGACCUCAAAAUCCCUCACCCUUCCUCUUCCUCCUCUGCUGAUUUGCCUGCUCUAGUCGAGGCCCUGGGCUCGGAUUCCGACGCGGAAAAGGUGGAGGCGGUAAGUGCCAUCCGCGCUUUGCUAAAAGGCAACAAAGAGAACAAAGCUAAGUUGAUUGCAGCAGGUGGUAUACCACCGUUGGUGGCGUUUCUGCAGAGGAACAGUCCUGCUGGAAAAGAUCAGGCAGUCACAGCCCUUUUGAAUCUCUCUCUGGUUGCUGGAGCACCGGCUAUUAUAGCUUCAGUUGGUGGGAUUGCAGCUAUAACGGAUGUUCUUCGCUCGGGCAGCCCGGCUGCCCGGGAAAACGCGGCCGCUGCCCUUUUCGCGCUUUCAGUCGAGGAUGCCAAUCAGACGCUGGUUCGGGAAGCAGGAGCUAUUCUCCCAUUGGUCGGCGUGCUGCGCAUGGGCAGCACGCGCGGAAAAAAAGACGCUGCCCUGGUUCUGUUCAACCUAUCCCGAGACCCCCAAAGCCGGCUCGAAAUCGUCCGGGCAGACGCGGUAAAAGUUUUGCUCAGCCUCCUGGGGUGCUCUGAAGUAGGUCUAGAAGAAAAGGCCAUGGCUGUGCUAGCAAACCUGUGCCGGCUGCAAGAGGGGUGCGAAGGGGUGCUAAAGAUCAACGGAGCGGUUCCGGCGUUAGUUGCUGUGGUGGAGGGCGGUUCGCAGAGGGCGAAGGAAGAUGCAGUGAUGACGCUGCUGAUGCUGGCGAAUAGCGAGCCGGACUGCUGUAGGGAUAUGCAAGGGGGGGAGAUGAUGGAGGUCUUGCGUGGGUUGACUCAGAACGGGUCCUCCAGGUGCAAGAGCAAGGCCAAGGCACUAGUCGAACUGCUGCAGAUGCAGGGGGAGGAGAGCUUCGACUAGACUGGAUUGGUUUGAGAAGGGACGUGUGAGGGAGAGGGGCAAUGAUACAGGGUCCUUGACAGGCGGAGGAGGAUAGAGUGAUGACGCUGCUGACGCUGGCGAAUAGUGAGCCGGACUGCUGCAUGGACAUGCAGGGGGGGGGAGAUGAUGGAGGUGCUGCGUGGGUUGACUCAGAAUGGGUCAUCGAGGUGCAAGAGCAAGGCCAAGGCGCUGGUGGAGCUGCUGCAGAUGCAGGGGGGAAGAAAGUUUCGACUAGGUGGGGAGUCUCGACUAAUUGGAGACUUUCGAGCUGACUGGCCUCGAACCGAGAGGGGGGUUAAGGUGAAGCCGGAGGGGGGGGUCAAGGUGAAGCCGGAGGGGGGAGAGAUGAUGGAGCUGCUGCGUGGGCUGACUCAGAGUGGGUCGUCGAGGUGCGAGAGCAAGGCCAAGGCGCUGGUGGAGCUGCUGCAGAUGCAGGGGGAGGAGAGCGUCGGUUAGACUGGGCUCUGACUGAGAAGGGGCCAGUAAAAGGAGCGGAAUGGAGGAUGGUGGUGGCGACAUCGGUAUGGGCUGACUCAAAACUCUCCUCCUCGAGGUGUAAGAGCAGGAGCAAGGCGCUGGUUGAGCCACUGCAGGUGCAGGGGGGGGGAAGUUUUGAAUAUACUGGGCUCGGACUGAGGGGGUUUUCCCCUAAUAUUCCGGAGCCCCGUCGAGACCGAGGGGGGGAAAACCAAAAGGGACGACAGGAGGACCGGAGAGGAUGUGGGAUGGAUUUCUUACUGCAAUUGACUUCAGUUUUUUUUGUUACAUCAAGGAACUGAUGCAUGGUAAGUGGGGUAGAUCAUUUUGGGGAGUGGGGGGUGGAGGUGGGAAACGAUGCUGGAGGGUGGGUAGAUAAGUGGGGCUAAUUAUGUGAUAGAGGGAUGGUUCUUAGAGGGACGAUUCUCCGAUGUCUCUAAUUACGUAUGGUUCCGUAUCACCUUGUGAGGAGAAAUCGGAGGGUCGAUUCAAAUGUUAGUUUGGAAGUGACGUUGUGGUGUAGCGUUGUGUGUCAGGUUUCCUUUCGUCUGUGCGGAGGAAACUGGAUGUCGGGUUCUGAGUAAGGCGUGCGCUUGUUACCACCUGGGCGGCUGCUGGAAAAUAUGGGAGUAGUAGAGUAGAGAACAGCAGCAACAGGGGGAAGGAGAGCAGAAACAGCCGGGUGGCUGCUGGAAAAGGUGCGAGUAGUAGAGAGCAGCAGCAACAGGGGGGAGGAUGAUUUUGCAGGGUGUUUUUGAGAAUUCUCAAAAACAAGCAGCAGCAACGGGGGGGAGGAUAGCAGAAACCAUAGACGGGUCACGGAACGGGAGCAGCAGAAGCACAGCAGAAGCAACUAACAGCAGAACGAGAGAGUUCACGGGAGCACAAGAAGAGCAGCUGUAGGAAGGGAAGAGCAGAGGGAGGAGAGCUUUUGGAAGAGAGGAACUGCAGCAAGGGGAGAAGGAAGAGCAGGAGCAGCAGGAGCAGCAGGAGCGGCAGCAGCAGCAGCAGCAGCAGCAGCAGCAGCAGCAGCAGCAGCAGCAGCAGCAGCAGCACCACCACCUGGAGCAGCAGCAGCAGGAGCAGGAGCAGCAGCAGCAGCCGACGAGGGAAAUUGGGUGUGAGAAGAAAUAGUUUUUGGUGGACUGCAAGCAUGUUCAUUGUCAUACGGUUGGAUGGAUGGGUGUAGCAGGAAUAAAUUAUGAGAUUGGAUGCUAAGUAGUGUGAGAUGUAAACUAAUUGCCUCUGCACAUGAUCACAAAAUUCCGACGAA